AUAUGACUGAUCAUGAAAGUAAUAAUAACUGUCAUAAAUCGUCACAUCACCACAAUCGAAAUAGUGCGGAAUGUACACGUUGGCCAAUGUAUACUUUAGUUGGUUUUGUAUCAUUUGUGUGUUAUGUGAAUGGUUUUAGUGGUGAUUUUGUGCACGAUGAUAUACCCGCUGUUACAUUAAAUAAAGAUGUAUUAGCUGUGAAUCCAAUUGCACAUAUAUUUCUCAAUGAUUUUUGGGGUACACCAAUGGCGGAUGUAAAUAGUCAUAAGUCAUAUCGUCCCCUUACAACAUUAACAUUUCGGUAA
Chrysoperla carnea is the source of this 305-nucleotide messenger RNA. Its product is annotated as protein O-mannosyl-transferase TMTC4-like. The transcript has a single exon. The record is from RefSeq and is a predicted model, not a curated record. The coding region runs from base 3 to 305 and encodes 100 amino acids. Gene Ontology annotation, molecular function: mannosyltransferase activity. Gene Ontology annotation, biological process: protein O-linked glycosylation via mannose. Lineage: Eukaryota; Metazoa; Arthropoda; Insecta; Neuroptera; Chrysopidae.